AUGCCAUACAACAAGUUUCAGCUCCUCCACAGACACCUUCGUCCCUUUGACCACACCAAAUAUGACGAAACCGCACCUAUUCCGAAGGUAUUCCAAUGCGUUGAAGAGUGGUCUGACCACAUACAGGCCGUAUCUAUGCAGAUAUUCCGGCCCGGGUCUCACCUUGCCGUCGAUGAGUGCAUAAUCCGCUAUACGGGCAAAAGCGAUGACAUAACGGUCAUCAAAGGCAAGCCUAGCCCCGUAGGCUUCAAGGUAUGGGUCAUCGCCCAAUGCGGCUUCUUUAUUCGGUGGAUUUGGCACGUUAAGAAGAAACCACACGGUGCCGCUGGCGUUGAAAUUUCAACGCAGGAGUCAUCAUCGCAAGGCCGGUCAAGCAAGCGAAGAAAAGUCACAGUCGAAGCCCCUGAUACAGAAGACGAGACUUUCUUACCAAAUUCGACUCAGGCUAUCGUUGUUGCCUUUGCAAAUAUGCUGCCAAAAGCGACAUAUCACGUCUUUGUGGAUAACCUCUUCUCGUCAUCUCCUCUCUUCCGCAACCUCCGCAACCACGGCCUCGGCGCCACAGGCACGGCUCGCACGAAUAGCGGCAUCCAUAAGGAAAUCAUACAAGAUAAGAACAAUGACGGCAAAGUCAGGAAAAUGUACGAAUUUAAUACGGUCAAGGCGAUACCAACCCCUGACAACCAGGUGCUGACUUCAGACACUUUUCACUGA
Messenger RNA from Fusarium falciforme, 714 nucleotides. Its product is annotated as DDE-Tnp-1-7 domain-containing protein. The record is from RefSeq and is a predicted model, not a curated record. Lineage: Eukaryota; Fungi; Ascomycota; Sordariomycetes; Hypocreales; Nectriaceae. The coding region runs from base 1 to 714 and encodes 237 amino acids. The transcript has a single exon.